CGUGAGGCGGUCUCCUCACGGAGCCCGUCGCCGCGGCCAUUGGCAGGGCGCGGGUGGCGCUGCCAUGGCGCUCUCCGCGGCGCCCCUCAGGGUCUGCAUCGUGGGCUCGGGGAACUGGGGUUCUGCGGUUGCCAAAAUAAUAGGCAAUAAUGUAAAAAAAUUGCAGAAGUUUGCUUCCACAGUGAAGAUGUGGGUCUUCGAGGAGAAUAUUAAUGGAAGAAAACUGACAGAUAUAAUAAAUAAUGAACAUGAAAAUGUAAAAUAUCUCCCCGGAUACAAGCUGCCAGAUAAUGUGGUUGCUGUCCCAAACCUUAAUGAAGCUGUACAGGAUGCAGAUUUGCUGGUUUUUGUCAUUCCUCAUCAGUUCAUUCAUAAAGUCUGCGAUGAAAUCACAGGACGAGUACCCAAGAAAGCGCUUGGUAUAACUCUCAUAAAGGGAAUAGAUGAAGGCCCGGAGGGACUCAAACUGAUCUCUGACAUUAUUCGAGAGAAGAUGGGAAUAGACAUCAGUGUGCUGAUGGGAGCUAACAUUGCCAAUGAGGUGGCAGCAGAGAAAUUCUGUGAAACCACAAUAGGCAGCAAAAUCUUGGAAAAUGGCCUUCUUUUCAAAGAACUCCUGCAAACUCCAAACUUCCGAAUAACUGUAGUAGACGAUGCAGAUACGGUUGAGCUUUGUGGUGCUCUGAAGAAUAUAGUAGCAGUAGGAGCUGGGUUCUGUGAUGGCCUUUGCUGCGGUGACAAUACCAAAGCUGCUGUUAUUCGCCUUGGCCUAAUGGAGAUGAUUGCAUUUGCCAGAAUUUUUUGCAAAGGACAGGUGUCUACUGCCACUUUCCUGGAGAGCUGUGGAGUUGCUGAUCUCAUCACAACAUGUUACGGUGGCCGGAAUCGACGUGUAGCAGAAGCGUUCGUUAAAACUGGAAAGUCUAUUGAAGAAUUGGAGCAAGAGAUGUUGAAUGGCCAGAAGCUGCAAGGGCCACAGACUUCUGCAGAAGUGUAUCGCAUCCUCAAGCAGAAAGGAAUGCUGGAAAAGUUUCCACUAUUCACUGCUGUGUAUCAAAUCUGCUAUGAAGGGAAGCCUGUCAGAGAGAUGAUAUCCUGCCUUCAAAGUCAUCCAGAGCACAUAUAAAAUCAAUCAGGCCAUCGUACUAAUGCAGCUUUCUGCCUUUCAAAUUUAUAUCUGAGUUCAAGUGGAUGUAUCAUUAAGCUUCGUUCAAAGCUGCUCACUAGGCAACAGUAACAAGAUGAAUGUCUCUGAAUGGGUAUUGGUUUUUGUUAUACAGCCUAGUUUGACAUAGCAUGUAGUGUUGGCUUGGUGAUUGUUGUUUUACUGGCUAAAAUACAGCUGGUUUAAGACACGCAAUGCAAAAGUUGUCCUACAUACCUAGUGUAUAUACACAAGUGUACUUUGUGUGUGUUCCUACACCAUUAAACACAAUGUGUUGUUGUCUCUUAUUAAGGCCUAGUCCAAAAUCCACCAGACACUGUGGGAAGAAUCCCACUGGUUUUGAUGGAGACUGAAUCAAGCCUGUAACCUUGAAAUAUUAGGAGUCUUUCUAUUAGAACUUGGUUUUAUUCCGUAUACACAAUGAAAUUUUAACAUUUUGCAUGCUUAACAUUAUAUUAAUUUAAGCAAUAUUAAUGCAAAACGAGUGGUAGCAGUUAUUCAGGGGGCUACAGGGAUAUUUUAAUGAACUCUGGUGAAAAAUAUUUUGAUUUUUGAAAGUCUUUAAAACUGUCAGACUAUUUUGAAACAAAUUUCUAAGUGAAUUUAAAGUUUUUAAU
Molecule: messenger RNA, 1782 nt
Organism: Haliaeetus leucocephalus (bald eagle)
Lineage: Eukaryota; Metazoa; Chordata; Aves; Accipitriformes; Accipitridae
Gene: GPD1L
Product: glycerol-3-phosphate dehydrogenase 1-like
Exons: 8
Coding region: 65-1126 (353 amino acids)
Biological process (GO): carbohydrate metabolic process; glycerol-3-phosphate catabolic process
Cellular component (GO): glycerol-3-phosphate dehydrogenase (FAD) complex; cytosol
Molecular function (GO): protein homodimerization activity; glycerol-3-phosphate dehydrogenase [NAD(P)+] activity; NAD binding
Source: RefSeq, a predicted model, not a curated record